Paramormyrops kingsleyae is the source of this 2266-nucleotide messenger RNA. Lineage: Eukaryota; Metazoa; Chordata; Actinopteri; Osteoglossiformes; Mormyridae. The record is from RefSeq and is a predicted model, not a curated record.
UUAAGAAUUUUAAAUCAGUGUUACACAAAAGUUAGUGGGCAGCUUCAGAGUAUAACGCGUUGCGUUAUAGGUGAUAUUAAAGCGAUCCUGGUAAACAUAUCACAACCAUAGGAACCGUACUGCCCGCGUCUUUGUUCUCCGGGGACGGAAUUUAGGGGGACACCGCGUUACAGCGGCGGCUAUUGUGUUUCCAGGGGAACAGCUCCAACGCUUCACAGAAGAUGAGUGUAAGUAAGCGUGCAAUUCAUCACUGACAGUUACUGUUAUUUAUUUAUUUUUUUUCGUUGAGGGGGAUGUUUCCACUCAUUUCAAAGCGAAGAUAAACACACUUCACGGAGGAUGGUAUCAUGUCUAAUGGCACCCAAGCUGAACCAUGGAUCGAGGAGUUGAUCCAGAACUACGGAACUCGGCAAAGGACCGCCAGGGUGCUCGCUCGUGUUUUAAGGGUUGGUGAAGCGACAGGCUCUCUGAAGGAGCUGGAUGAGGAUCCGGUGGCACUCCUUCUUCUGUCUGACGGACCGGCUGCGAUCCGUGGCCUCCUCACUAGGGAGGCAUGGCAGAAGUUUCUCAGAGGCCCCCACAGCCCGGGGGCGGGUGAAACGUUCUCCAGCCUUGCAGGCCACAGCGUGUUGCUGCUCAGCUACAGCCUCAUGGCCCAGAGGGAGGUGGAGGAGGGAAAAUGGCAGUUGAUGUUGACAGUCCAUGAACUGACCACCACAUUUACCCCUGGGGUUCAUAAACCCCGCAGGUCUCUGCAGGAGGGACCUUCCUGUGACAGUGAACCUUGCUGUUCAGAGUCCCCUGUGACGGCAUGUCAGGACAGACUGAGCUCUCUUCUGCUGGAAGUUAGGGGGCUGCUGUCGCCCCCCCGUGGCCCUGAUUGCCAGGGCUGUCCUCUGACUGCCAGAACGAGAUGGGAUAGAGACAGGAUCAGGUACAAGGACGGCGCCGCAUUCUCCAUCCCUGUUUCCUGCUGCUAUAUCUCCGAGCGCCAGAUGGAGGCGAUGCAGAGGCAGGCCGCCAGCCUGUGUGUUUCUGUGACAUGUAAUUCAGGUGAACUGGGGGAAAAGGGUUAUCCUCACAGCCCUGACCCGGAAAACGAUUCUCUCUUGGAAUUUGGGAAUCAGGAGAAGGUGCCCAUUAACCCGUGGGAUAGGUUCGCUGCUGAGGUCGGAAUCAGAACACCGUCGGAAGAAGGGUCAGGGUCUGUCAGCCCCGAAGGCCUUCCUGAAAUAGACGACACACCGCUGUGUCCCCCGCAACCCCAUCACUCUCAGCCCGACGUGGUUGCCAUGGCAACAGGCAGGCAGAUGUCAACCUGGAGCAAUAGGCCGGCCCCAUGCGAGAAGCAGGCUAAUGAAGGCCUCGAUUCUGCGGGAGGCUCAGAGCAGCUGAGAAGACCUUCUAACCAGAGCGGCCACCCCCCUGCAGAGCCCGCGUCAAGCUCCACUGCGUCCCCCUCCCCCGUGUGGACACCACUCUUAGCCAAUGAUGUGACCCUUUCCCUUGACCUCGGCCCAGGCCGCUCCAACCUCAGGCUCCACCCCCGGAUCCGCCCCCCACUACCCACACCCCCAGUUUGUGAACUGAAAACUCAGCAGGAAGAAGAAGUCCUGCUGAGUGAGUCAGUAAAUAGAAGUCAGAGGAGGAAGAGGCCUCUGUUGACAGUAGACGAGCACGUCAGAUUCAGGGACGACGAAGAAGACCAGGAGGAGGGCGGGCUGCAUGAGGAAGAAGAACCCAAAAUUCUCACUGGCUGGGACUCCUGCCCUUCAGGACCAGGGACUGUCAGGAGCCUGAUUAAGCCCCGCCCCAAGCAUGCACAUCCCCCAGCCUCUCAGGACUCACCCCGGCGGCUCAGCUACACCUACGACCCAAAGGGCUGUGUGGCACAAGCCCCCCGCCAUCUCAGAAUUCAGCUGGGCCAGGAGCAGAUGAACAGGGAUUACCGCUACUCAUGUGCGGAUUGCUUCAGAAGCUCAAGGAGGUGUACAGGGGCUUGCUGGUCAGCGCCGUAUCCUCACGGCGUAUUUAGUGCGUUUGCUGUGUUUCUUGUAGGGUUCGUGAUGACAUCUUGCGGUGGACAGUGAGGUACCUGAUCCACAAAGUCCCCUAUGAGAGCACCAGCUGACCUUCAUCAGCAAGCUGCACAACCCAAGUUCCUGAGGAUGAACUCUGACCCUUAACUCUCAUUGAACUGUAACCCCAUUAGUAUGAACCAGAAUAAAACUGCUCUGUUCCUUGUUCACAUGAGCAGUAAGCAGUA